AUGGCGACUAGGGGACGCUCAGGACUCGCAUCCUUCCUCAAGAAUGCCUGGGGCAAGGAGCCGGUGUUGGUCGCGUCCUUCACCAUCGGUGGCCUCGCUAUAAUUCUGCCCGCAUUCAGCCCCUACACCAAGUAUGCCAGCAUGAUCAACAAGGCCACCCCCUACAGCUACCCAGUGCCCCUCCGAGAUGACGGGAACAUGCCUGAUGUGCCCAGCCACCCCCAGGACCCCCAGGGCCCCAGCUUGGAGUGGCUGAAGAAACUGUGAGCACCUCCACAAUGGCUCCCCUGCAGCCCCCAAUAAAAACCUGAAAACCA
Trichechus manatus latirostris (Florida manatee) is the source of this 317-nucleotide messenger RNA. RefSeq names its product NADH:ubiquinone oxidoreductase subunit A3 (gene NDUFA3). Bases 1 to 267 code for a protein of 88 amino acids. Lineage: Eukaryota; Metazoa; Chordata; Mammalia; Sirenia; Trichechidae. The transcript has 5 exons. Gene Ontology annotation, cellular component: mitochondrial inner membrane. The record is from RefSeq and is a predicted model, not a curated record.